AUGGCGGCCACCAGAAACAACAGCAGCGUCAACCAAAACCCGGACAACAACGACGGCCGGCGAAUGGAGAGAAAGAGGGUCGCACCGUCCGAUCAAAUGCUGCAGCAGAACCACCGUCGUUAUCAUCGCCGGACAGACGAUGAUGGCAGCAGGCAACAGCAGCAGCAGCAGGUCAUGAAUACGAUUGCCAUUAAUAAUAACGCAUUUACACCCCACCCGUUUCAUCUCAACCACUCCACCACAAAUCCCACUCCACCACCACCAACAUUUACUCCUGCAACCGCCGCCGCCGCUUCCUUCGCCAACUUGUUGACCGCAAUGACCACCACCUCCACGUCAGCCUCAGCACCGCCACCAACUCAAAUCACCAAUCCCAACAGCAACAACAACUUUGCCUCACCACCGUCGGCGUCGGCGGCGGCGGUGUGCGGCUUCUCCGGCCUCCCUUUGUUCCCUCCGGAUCAGAGGCAAGUUCCGGUGAUCACGAGUAAUAUUCCUGCAACAGUUGGAUCGAGUCCCGUCCUAAUGGACGAUGACGACUCCUCCGCCGCGGCGGCGGCAUGGAUCGAUGGGAUAAUCAGAGACCUAAUCCACAGCUCAGCAAACGUCUCAAUCCCCCAGCUGAUUCAAAAUGUAAGAGAAAUUAUUUACCCUUGCAACCCUAAUCUCGCCGCCUUGCUCGAGUACCGGCUCCGCAGCCUCCUCGACCCGGGCCCAAGCCCAAUCCCGGCUCGCGGAGAGCCCGCCCUCCUACUUCCUUCCACCAGGCCGCCUCCUCCUCCGCCGCAGCCGCCGCAGCAACGAAUCUACCACAAUAACAGCUCCGCCUCCGCGGCGGCGGCUUCUGCAAAAUUCAACGUUGUCACUUCCUCAUCGGGAUCCGAAAUUCAAAAUCAAGAUGACGAUAGAUCUGGAUCUGGCUCCGUUCCGGAACCGCAAGCGACGGAAGCUGCGGCGGCGGCGGCGGAGCAGGAGAAGCGGAUGCGGCGGAGGAACGACGAGAAGGCGGAGAAGGAGCAGCGGAAGAGGGACGAGGAAGGGCUGCAUCUCCUCACUCUGCUCCUCCAGUGUGCGGAGGCGAUCUCGGCGGACAACCUGGAGGAGGCGAGCAGGAUGCUGCUCGAGAUCUCGGAGCUCUCCACGCCGUACGGCACCUCGGCGCAGCGCGUGGCGGCGUACUUCUCGGAGGCGAUGUCGGCGAGGCUGGUGAGCUGCUGCCUCGGGAUGUACGCCGCCGCGCUGCCGCCCGGCUCGGCGCCGCCGAGCCACUCCGCGAGGAUGGGGACGGCGUUCCAGGUGUUCAACGGGAUCAGCCCCUUCGUGAAAUUCUCCCACUUCACCGCCAACCAGGCGAUUCAGGAGGCGUUUGACGGGGAGGAUAGGGUGCACAUCAUAGAUCUGGAUAUUAUGCAAGGGUUGCAGUGGCCCGGCCUGUUUCACAUUCUGGCUUCGCGGCCCGGUGGGCCGCCGAAGUACGUCCGGCUGACUGGGCUUGGGACCUCGUUGGAUUCGCUUCAGGCGACGGGGAGCCGGCUGUCGGAUUUCGCACGGAAGCUCGGUCUGUCUUUUGAGUUCUUUCCGGUUGCGGAUAAGGUCGGGAAUGUGAGCCCGGAGAAGCUGAACGUGAGUAGGAGGGAGGCGGUGGCGGUACACUGGUUGCAGCACUCGCUCUACGACGUCACCGGCUCGGACCCCAAUACGCUCUUGCUCUUGCAGAGGUUGGCGCCGAAAGUGGUGACGGUGGUGGAGCAAGACCUGAGCCACGCGGGCUCGUUCCUCGGCCGGUUCGUGGAAGCGAUCCACUACUACUCCGCCCUAUUCGACUCGCUGGGGGCGAGCUACGGUGAAGAGAGCGAGGAGAGGCACAUGGUGGAGCAGCAGCUGCUCUCCAAGGAGAUACGCAACGUUCUCGCCGUCGGAGGGCCGUCCCGCCGCGAAGCGGCCGUCGCGGCCGCCGGGGACGACGAUCACGCGGCGGCGGUGGUGAAAUUCCACAGCAGCUGGAGGGAGAAGCUGCAGGAGUCAGGUUUCACGGGCGUGUCUCUUGCAGGGAAUGCAGCGACGCAAGCAACGCUGCUGCUUGGGAUGUUCCCUUCGGAUGGUUACACUUUGGUGGAGGACGGCGGCGCGCUGAAGCUUGGUUGGAAGGAUCUUUGCUUGCUUACUGCUUCGGCAUGGAAACCCCGGCCGCAGAUGCCGCCGAGUUCGGCGUCUUCUUCGCCGGCGGCGUCCGGUUACCUCCACCUUCAUCCUCAUUCCUUGCUUACUGCGUAG
Messenger RNA from Linum trigynum, 2274 nucleotides. Lineage: Eukaryota; Viridiplantae; Streptophyta; Magnoliopsida; Malpighiales; Linaceae. The record is from the annotation of a GenBank genome assembly.